Messenger RNA from Sporisorium graminicola, 3963 nucleotides. RefSeq lists its product as uncharacterized. Bases 1 to 3963 code for a protein of 1320 amino acids. NCBI's taxonomy places the organism in Eukaryota, Fungi, Basidiomycota, Ustilaginomycetes, Ustilaginales, Ustilaginaceae. The transcript has a single exon. The record is from RefSeq and is a predicted model, not a curated record.
AUGUCUAUAUCCAGGGCAUCCGUAGCUGAAAGCCAUGCCAUGGAUGCUGGUAUGUCCAGAACCGCCUCCAGAGCAGGAAGCAUUUCCACACUCUGGAGCUCGGCAGAGGUGCCACUUUGUCUAGAUCCUCGUGUUCAGCCCUCCUCCGAUCCCUUUGACCUCUACCCAGCUCGAAAUCACUCGAUCGCUGGCUCCAUUUCACGGAACUCGACACGCUCCAGUCAGCUCUCGAUGGACUUCGGUAGACUCAGCAUUGACAUUCCGGACGAAUACCCUUGCCGGCCCGACAGCAUUCGUCUCACUCCUCCGCGUGCAUCUACCUCGGGCUCUAGCAGCGGCAGCUCUCCCAGCCGUGUCCCCUCGUUCCAUAUCGGCACCAUCGACGAGGACACGCCUAUGCAGUCUUCCUCGCCCAUCUCCCACUUUCCCUACCAGCCGCCUAGCCUUGGCGCGCAGCAUCGCGUGCUCUCUUCCCGCUUUUCCGAGGACACAAUCGAUGAACCCCGCUUGCCGCACUCGACCUCUCAAGGCACCUUUGGCGCUCGGCUCUCGGUCCCUCGCAAAUCUUCUUCCGGCGUCUCAGACAUCUCGGUAAGCGACUCGUCACGGUCCUCGUCCAUGCAAGAUACGAAUGCUUUAGCGCAAGGUCGAGUGCAGAAACCUGCUCAGGCCCCUUCCGAUCUUUAUCGUCGUGCCUAUCGAUUCUUCGACAAAGGAUAUACCGUACAGCCCUCGAUGGACUCCAACGCGCUGACCAGCUCUUCCCCGGCCAACGUCCGCGCGUUCAACGAGGAGCAGCGUCAUGAUCGUCCUUCUCUCGUUGGUAGCGAUCUUUCACAUGAAGGCUCAGUGCCGUCGUGUUCUCGCUCUCAAACUUCGACACACGCAAGUUCUUCCGACUCGGCUUCGGCCUGGAGUGCCGAAGAGUCCCUUUCACGAUCGAGCGCUGGCGGUCCCGUCAUCGUCACCGCUGAGUUCUCCCGACCCGAAGCACACCUGACACCAGCCUCUUCCUCUACAUACGAUAAGCGAAGUCCAUCCUCAUCGCAUAAAAGCGACGCUCUCAGCAUCCCUUCUCUCCCUUCCCUUCCGAGCUUCAACUCGACGCUCACCACCACUCAAGCCGACUACGCUAAAGAAGUCCGACGCCGUCCCAGCACGGCAGACGUCUACAGCCAAGCAUCACGAGUUUCGCCGCACGCUUUGGCUACCCUGCCUCUGCCAUCCUUGCCGCCAGUGUCUUCGCCUACUGACCCUGUGCGAUACGAAGUACAAUCGUACAACAUGGCGCCUGAACCUUCUCCUGCACGCAAGGCCACCAGCUCCAACAACACCUCGAUCGAUGCGAACAAUAGCAACAGAUCCACCUCGUCGAGACUGCUGCGCGCUCGAUUCGCCUCGACGCCCAAGUUACGCCUCGAUGCCAACCCAACGCUCGCGAUUGACCAGGCGCUGCACGUCCAGCAUCCAGUUCCGCCUGUGCCGGGCCCGUUGAACAACCCUGCAGUCGACCGCCGCCCUUCGACAGCGCAAAUGGAUGGCCGGGCCCCCUUCUUUGGUCGUCGCUUCCGUUCGCGUACGCUGGGCGAAUCAGACCGUGCUGAAACAACUAACAUGCAGACAGCUUCUGUUAACGCUGGUUCGCGGGUCCUUCCCGCUCAAGCUCUUGUGUCUCCUCAGCGGCCUCUUGUGCUUUCUAGCUUAUCGUCAGGAGCAGCUUCGGCUUCUUUGAUCCCUCAGCGUCAUCCAAGCCAGGUCUCUGCAAUCAGCUCCGACCUUCACUCUCCUCUCUACCCCAUGCAGCCAACCCCAGGCUCGUCGAUCAGCUCGGCCACAUCUCCCGCCACCACCAACAGCUCCCUUCCCGCGACACCGCGUACCACUACCACCUUUCCCCGUCCUAAGAGCCGCGGUACCGGCUCGGCAUCCAAGACAGGAGGUGCCGGCUGGGCGUCAUACCUUCAGUCCGGUCUCACGCUGCAUCUCGAAGGCGAUCACGGUCGUGCCUAUCAAAUCAACUUGAGCUACCUCGGCUACGAUCCCUUUGGAAGGCCCGAACAGCUCGUGGAAGGCACCGAAGCUGCGCGUGUCUUGACGCCAAAGCGGCCCAAGUCACGAGGUGACAAGGAUCAAGAAGCCGAGCAGUCUGGUACGCUCGAGUUUGGGCCCGGCGAAGAAACACGCCUGGUCGAUGGCUUCACCUUCGAGAUGGGCCGCAAGUCGGAAGUCGCGGUGCUGCUAAAGCAUCUUACCGUCGGCGAAGAUACUAAGGCCGACCUGCUGACUCGUCAGGCAUCCCUUUCGCUGUCGGCGCAGGGCAAUCAUGAAGUGUCGGGCUACGAACGCAAGGGAAGGCUGGCGUGGAAGUUUGCUUAUCGCGUCGAGACGGAUGGUGGGCAUAUGGGCAAAAGACGACUGGUGCCGCUGCGGUUCUCUUGCUCUGCCACUCUGCUCAACCCGGAGCGGGCGAGAAAGUCUCGGCUUCUCAACCUGGUCAAGAAGCAGAUGGUCCCGACACUGGCGUCCAAGGCCAUGGCGAGCGCUGAGACGCUCGACUCGCCUAGAUCUGCAUCCUACGCGUACGACGAGGGUCUAGCCACGACGACGGCCUCACCUGCUUCGUCGCGUCAAUCAAAUCGACAGCUUACCGCGGAUCCAACCUCGCCCGUUCGACGCAACCACAUCGUGAACAGUGCCGGUGGCAACAGCGCCUACAACAGUCCCUUGCGCCACGUGAGCCGCACCGCUGCCUCGGCGACGAGCGUCACUUCGGCCGAAUCAAGUUUCUGUUCGCAGCCCACUACACCCGGCAGAGAGGCGGCUCAACCUGAUGGCCCGAUGACCCGGAUGCAUGUCCUCCAAGCGUCGCCCGUCUCUGCGCAAUUUGGACAACCCACUUCGGCGCAUCGCCAGCUUCGAUCUUUUGCUAGCGCUGGUGCUGGUGUUGCACCUGCGCUUCAGCUGGAUCUCGGGCAGCACGUGGUGUCGGAGCCUGGUGCAAGCAGCAAGAGGUUGCAAGAAAAGGCGUCGAUGGCGUCGUCGCUCAGCGUCUCUUCGAUGAGCUCGGGCAGUGUACAGCUAGCUAAGCCGAUGGUGAUCAACGGACGCAAGCUGAUUCCGAUCAGUCUACCUGCUGGUUUGGCACGAAAGAGUCGGAUCGAUCCUGCGUUGCUGCGGGCGAAUGUGAUUGCUGGCUCCCCCGCCAGUGCCCCUGCUGCAGAGUCGGCGGAUAGGCAGAGAAGCACGUCGAUGAACUCAUCUGCUAGCUCGUCGGAACAGAGUCAUCGUCGACGCGUGGCAAACACAAGCAAUGGCCUCAAGUGUCUACUGUCCAGCCAGCCUCGUACAGGCGCUGCGUCGGCCGGCUCCAACAGUCGGCCACCUACCGCCUCGGAGACAAUCAAGCUGGAGUACCUCGCACGGACUGCUUCGGAAAACUCUUCCCCCGUCUCGUUCGCGACCUCUCCGACGAUGCUUGAGCAGCCAGCUCAGCCUCAAGGCUUGCGACACCAAAAAUCCCUCGGAGCCGCCAUCCUCACUCCGUCCUCGUUUGCCGAUGGGGAACGACGCAGACGACGAAGCAAGACCAACGAAGAGGGAGGACGAUUGCGACCGUUUACGGCGGAUGCCUGGGGCGAGUCACAGUAUCCGACGCCGGAACAGCAGAUGCGGGCAUUGAGUCAGCAGCAUUACCAGCAACAGCAACAGCAGCGGGAGCAGUGGGAGCACCGACCUCACAUGGUGGAGAGGGGCGUGUCGUUUGGCUCGUACCACUCGAGUGUCGAGAGCGGCAGCGGCGGUAGGAGGAGAGGUGAGGAGGGAAUCAAGCCGCUCACAGCUCCUCCUCGACCGGGUAGCCGCAGUCGACCGAGGACUGCACAGACGAUCACCGCUGCGACGGUUGCGCCGGAGGGUGCAAGCUAUCGUGUGGCUAUGCAACACGUGCAAGGGGUUCGAUCCUAA